This is a messenger RNA of Lymnaea stagnalis (great pond snail), 23023 nucleotides long. The record is from the annotation of a GenBank genome assembly. NCBI's taxonomy places the organism in Eukaryota, Metazoa, Mollusca, Gastropoda, Lymnaeidae.
GUAAAGUCAGGAUAACUCUGUUCUACUUUGUGCUUCUCCUAAAUCUAGCAGCUGAUUUUUAGUUUCUCAAUAUUGCAGGUAUUAUUUUUAUUUAGUCUAAUUUCAAAUUGAAAAAAGGGUAGUAAAGUUAUAUAUAAUUUUUUUGGAAAGAGCUUUGGUGAUGUGAGUUGAGUUAUUACAUACAGUUUAAUCUAUCAAAUGUUUAGCUCAAUAGUAUUUAACAGGCUACAAAAAGUAAUAGAGGCCAGCUAUAAAAAAAAAUUGAUUAAAAUUUAAAAUACAGGCUAUAAAAUAACUAUGUCGAUAAUGAAUAAUACAUUUGUUCCUUAUACUUAUUGCAGGCGUAGGCGUAAGAAAUUGAAUAAUAAUAUAAACUUAUUGAAAUUCUAUCUGUAUGAGCUCAAAAUUUAUGAUUUAUUAUGAAAAUGAGAUAUCCUGGUCUGCAAAAUUUAGGCAUGCAUUUUUUUUUUUACACUUAGACUUAGAUUAGGGUGACCAAAUCAUAAACUGGAAAAAACGGGACAAUUUCAUGGAGUGUUUUUUUUUUUGGGGUGGGAGGGGGAAUACCCUCCAGCUAAAGAGGGGUCCGGGGGCCUCCACCGGAAACUGUUUAUUGAAUUAUGCUAGUUUUAACUAUGAAAUCUAACUUAGAAAUCUACUUGGGGCACUCAGUCUUUUCAUAUGUUUCACUGAUGUGUUGUUUUAUGUCUCAACGUCCACCAUGACCAAUACUACAGAUACUAUUGCAAACUGUGCACUCGGCUUCACUUUCAUAGCAUCCCUUUUUAAUAAAAAGUUCUACUCUUUAAAAUACUCCUCCAUAAACUUACAUUGACGCUUUGGUAUAAUUAUUGUCUAAAUGAGAAGAUAAUAUAAAAUUAAAGAAUGAAGUUCAACACCCAAAACUAACACCUGUCACUGUGACAUGAGCAGGCCGGCAGGGAUCACACAUACAAGACUAACACAUUACACGUAGCGAUAGCUGAAUCAAAUUUGGUUUCUGCAAAGUUACAUCCUCUUCCCUCCCCCCCCCCCCCCCCCCCCCCCCCCCCCCCCCACAGCUAGCCAAAAUAUUACUACUUGAAGUUAUGUUAUAAAUUAUAAGGAAGUUUUAGUGAUUUGAAAAUGCGUUUGGUUUAAAAAAUGGGACAUUUAGGCUCUUAGCAAGAGGCGCCUUUGCUGGUUAGGCCAUGUCAGGAGAAUGGAGGAAGGCCGUAUCCCAAAGAUGCUGCCAUAUGGAGAGUUGGCAGAAGGGACAAUAUUUAUUGGAUGGCCAUGCCUGAGCUUUAUGGAUGUUUGCAAAAGGAGCAUGAGGGAAGCCAACAUUGAAAUCAACAAAUGGGAGAUCAUUGCUGAACAACGUUCAAGCUGGCAAACAGCAGUGUAUGAGGAAGUAAAAAAGGCAGAAAAUGCACGAAACGAAGCCCUUGCAACAAAAAGAACAAUACGGAAGGCCAAUUCUAACCAGGAAUCAAUAUUCCCCUGUGAGAAAUGCAGUCGAGAUCGUCAUUCCAGGAUUGGCCAAGUGAGCCACUCGUCGAAGUGUAGGACUACAUACUACUCGAUCAUCUCACGAAGACAGAAGGAUGCCAUAUUUAAAAUUGACAGAAAAUAUCAAUGGAAGUUGGCAUUGAAAUGGCGAGAGGAGCAUGAAAUGGAAGAAGAAAUUUGAUUAGCUGGUACAAAGACCAGCCAAUCUUAAGGCUUUUAUUAUAGUGCUGAUAGAUCAGCAUUUUGUCCUUAAGGGCUUUGAGCUACUAAUAAUUAACGAUACUGUUGUUGUUCAUCCUUUACACACUACAAACAAAGAUGACCAAGGCAAAUUUUUUACUUGAGUAGUAGAAGUAGUAGUAGCUUUAACUUGAGCUGAGGUUUUUUAUAAAUUGAAGGAGAGUUUCUUGAUUCGUCAGCCUCACUCUCUUAUCCUCUUUUUACUUAGGAACCAUACAUUAAUGAUGUCAUACUAUGUCACUACUGUAUCAUCAGAAAUAAUAACAGAAAAAAUAAAAUAGGCACCUUCAUCACACAUACAUAAUGGUGCCAUAGAUGCCACCAAUAUAAUAUAUUACUAGAUUACUGGUAUGUUAAAAAUUAUCAAAUUCUUGAAAACUUGACCAGUUGAAAUGGUUUGCUGGAAGCCGACUGGUCGACCAGAACUACAAUUUAAAAAAAAAUAUUUUUGGACCCACCCUUGGGGCUGGAAAUCGGUUUUGGUGAAAUAUUUAUGGCUUUUUAGUCCAGCAUGCUCUGAUGGCCCACUAUGCCAGACUAAAAGCUAGAAAUUUAGGGAAUAAGUCGAAAAACUGGUUUCCGGUCAAACGGUUGGCCCUGGUUCAGCCAGUAAAGUUUUUUGGAUUCCAAUGCGCAUGAAACCUCAGGGUGCAAAAUUUAGUCACGACACCCUUUAUGGUUGGGGUGUGGAACAUGCUUAGUUAGGUUUCAAGAACAUAUUCUAUUUGAUAUAGUGCAACAUGACAUGAAUUUUGUGCUUUACAUCUUGAAAAGUAUUUGUAAAUAAUUAAAUAUGCUAAAACAAUAGUGGCCAUUAGGAAGAAAUAAAUGAAAGGACUGCUUUCAAGCUUAAUAAAUGAAUGAAAUAGCGAAACGAGGUAUGUGGAAGCUUGAAAUAAACAAUGGUACCAUUAUGUAUGUGUGAUGAAGGUGCCUAUUUUAUUUUUUCUGUUAUUAUUUCUGAUGAUACAGUAGUGACAUAGUAUGACAUCAUUGAAAUGUGCUCUUUUCAUUGUUAUAUUUUCAUUUCUAUUGUUGGCUGAGGAAGGCUUUAUGCCGAAACGUCCUUGUUUUUUGUCCUGUUAUCUAUUUCAAGCUUCCACAUACCUCGUUUCGCUAUUUAAUUCAUUUGGCCGUUAGGAGGCAUUUUUCAAUUCCCUAAAACGGUACUUAACCUCGAUUUCUUUGUAAAUUGAAUGAAGAACUCAUAGCUUAUUAGUAUAAAUCAGCCAUCUGUGGUCAGCAAUAUUUAUUAUGGUGAACCACUUGCGGGUGCGGGCCGUGGAUUUAUCACCCUUGUACUAGACCAACUAUUCUAAAUCAGUAAUAGUUUCUAGUCUAUCGAAAUCGAAACUGUCUUUUAUAAUAAAGUUCUUAGAAUUUUAAUUAAAUUUUUUUAAUGAAAAAAAGUUAAAAUCCACUAACUUAUACCUAACCAGUACCUAUUUUUGGAAGGCUGUACUAAUGCUCUGCUUAGGUUUUUUUUUCUUGAGCUCCAGUCCAGAAUUUGGCAUGUUUUAUUUAAAAUAAUAAUAAGUUCAUUGAGCUAUGAUUUAUAAUUUAUGCCAUUAUAAUAAUAUAUUUAUUUGAUUUUAUAAACUAAAUUUGAAUUUAGUUAUUUAUUAACCUCAUUUUAGUUUGGGCCUACAUAUGAAAAGCUUUACAGUAAUUCCAUGUCUUAUCUUGUCUGCAAAAAAAAUGAGAUUGUAUUUUUGUCUAAUGAGGUUCAACAUUAUGCAGAGACAUGUGGCCUUAAUCAUCACCGCCAAUGGUAUUGUACUGAAGGAAAACAGAUAUCUUGUAUUUAUGCUUUUUUAAAUAGGUUAACAUCAUUGCAGUAGUACACUUCAUAGAAAAUAACAAGAGGCACAUAGUUUCAAGGAAGAGGCAAGCUUAGGAAUAUGUCAGACGAACGUCUCACUUCAUUUAGAAAUGCUGCAUCAGAGGUAAUCCCUUAAUAAUUUUGAUACUGCUCGCUGCUAGUAUGACUUCAACAUCUUCUCAUUAAUUUAAAUUAAUGCAUAAUGAAAACAAUGCAUCAUUAAAAUUAAGGACACAUUACUAAUAUGAUUUUGUUCUGUUGGUUUAUAUAUUGCAUACCAAGCAGUUGAUAUAUUUUAGCAGCACAGUUUCCUGUCUCAGUUAAUAAUUAAAAAAAAAAAAGUAACUCAGACAAAAGCUCAUUUAUUUUUCAAUGCAGGAUGAUAAGAAGAAAGGAAAUGAAUCCAGCAGUGCUGAAAGUGAUUCAGAAGAUAUCAUAAUCCAAUUAACCCAGUCCUUUCUUGUGAGUAUACAGUCUUUUUUAAAAUUUGCUAGUGAUAAUUUGGUUAAGUAGCUGUAAUAAGGGAUAUUCAUUCAUGUAAUGUUUUCCUGUGAUUUUACAUUUUUAAAUGGUGAAACUUAUAUGACAUCAGGCAGUUACAUUAGUUUCACUCAGCAAAAUGUGAGAUGUUUUGAGUGGAGGUUGUGGGUGGAGCUGUAAAUUUGUUUAUUCUGUUUCAUUUGUCUGCCUCAUGCCUUUGGUGGCCUUGGUUUAAUGUGGAUAGGAAUUCCUGGGGGAUCACACUCACAUCCACAGUAGUAACUCGGGUUGCUAGUUUAAUUUGUCUGCCUCAUGCCUUUGGUGGCCUUGGUUUAAUGUGGAUAGGAAUUCCUGGGUGAUCACACUCACAUCCACAGUAGUAACUCGGGUUGCUAGUUUAAUUUGUCUGCCUCAUGCCUUUGGUGGCCUUGGUUUAAUGUGGAUAGGAAUUCCUGGGUGAUCACACUCACAUCCACAGUAGUAACUCGGGUUGUUAGUUUAAUUUGUUUUGGGAGCGCGCUCGCAGCCUACUUUUAUGAUAAGAAAUAAAGGAAAUUCACAUGAUGCAUUUUGCACAUCCAUAAAUACACAUAAAUAAACUAAUUUUCAAAGGUUUUAUAACAGUAUUAUUAUACAAAUUAUUACCCCUAACAUGAGAUAUGAAUAAAAAUGAAUAAGUCACAAUAAAAAUGAAAAUAAUUAACAAAUUAACUUGCACCUUACCUUUUGAAGAGAGUCACAGCUGGUGUGAGGAAGAUGAAAUAGAAAGGAAAAGGGGGGGGGGGUGGUUACUGUUUGGAAGGAGAAUCUGCCUCCAUGAGAACUUCUGGUAAAAUAUUGGGAGUUCUCUCUUUUGAAUAACAUUCACCAUCACUAUCAGAAUCGCUUAAUUUAUGCUUUCUGGACAUUCGGUCGUCUUUUCGUUCACUCUGACAUUCAAUUUUUACAGGGAACAUAUCUGGAGACACCUGUUUCUGCCUUUUCUUUAAACUGUUAUGAAAAAAUGAAAUUGCAUUGUCGUUAAAUAAAAUAGCUGCUCCUCCCGCCGAAGCCUUAUCUGGGUGAUGUGUUUGUACACAAUUUUGCAGUGUUUCCCACAUAUUUAUAAUCUCCCUAAUUUAACUAGAUUCAAGUGGUUUGUCUUUCUGUGCCUCCUCCUCCGCAGAUGAACUCUCCAUAGCCAAAUUUUUUGCUUGCAUUCCAAUACAUUGCUCGCAAACCAAUACAACAUUUAUUACAAAUGUAUGCUCUUAUCCUAGGUUACUUUUAAUCCGAGGUUCUACUGAAUUUAAAAUAUUGAUUUACGCCAGUGUUUUACAUAAAUUCGAAACCCUGAAAUGUUACAUCAAUUCAGUAUUCUUCAUUGCACUUUUAACUACUGUUUUACUACCUCAGAAAAACCUUAUACUGUAUUUAUUGCAUGGUGCUGUUAUUGAAGGAAUGGAGAAAUAAACUAUUUAUUUGAUUGUCAAAAAAAUGUAGUUAUAAACAACAUUUAAUAAGACAUACGUUAUAUGAGCUUUAUUUUACGAUGUUUACUACACACCUCUUGAAAUGUAAUGUUGAGUGAAAUGUUUUUGUUACAGGAAGUCAGAGAGCUGGCACCACCUCCAUACAUAGGGUAAGCAUUUUCUUGAGAAUUAUUUUCCUGAUUUGUUAAAGCAACAACUUUAAAAUAAUAAGAAAAAUGUAAAUGAAGAUGUUAUUUAUAUGAAAGAACUUCAUUGAAAAACUGUGUAUUUAGUGUGAUGAAAGGAUGAUAUUUUCUGUGCCAGGACUGGGUUGAUCUAUGAUGAGAUUAUGACUCUACAUAAAUGUGAAUGGGAUCCAAAGUUCCCUGAGAAUCCUCUGAGGAUAACAGAGCCAUACAAACGGUGCACAGAGCUUGGCCUCAUAGAAAGAUGUGAAAGGCUUGAGGUUGGAUAAGUACUCACACAUUUUUAGAACUCUUGUUAUGAACAUUAAAGUAUUUCUUCCAUUUUCUAAACAGCACAUUUCUGCUACUGUAAAGCUACGUGAAUGUAUAGCAAAAACAGUUGGUUUGCUGAUUUCAGGCUUUGACAUACUUUUAGACUUUAUGAUUUUACUAAUGCAGAAUCAACAGUAGUGGCUGUGUUAUGGGAUGUUUGAAAAUAAAAAACAUUCACUGGGUUGGUAAAUCAACAUGAUUAUGACAGACCUUGAGACUGCUCCAUUUAAGUUUAAGCAGAUUUGACUCACUCGUUUACUCUGUUAUCACCUUGUAGUGCCAAAGAGCAAAGCCUGAAGAAAUAUUGACAAAACACUCUCGUGAGCACUUAGCAUUGGCUGAGAAGUCAGUGGCCAUGACCCUCGAAGAAAGAAAGGAGCUGUGUCAGAAUUAUGAUGCUUGGUACUGCAAUGAUGUAUGUUGACUUUGUUUCCACCUUUCAACACCAGACCUCUUUACCCUCAAACUCUCAAAAUCGCACAAUAUCAUCACAAAACCGUUCAAUACAUUAUCUUAAUAGUAAAAAAAACCCAUACAGUACAUAUAAUGUAUACACCUCAAAAUCGUACAUUGUAAGCCAAAAUUGAACAGUAAACAGGUCUGCAACACAUUUUUAAUUCAGUUUUAAGGCUUCUUUCAGAUCAAAAUGUUUUAAAUUACUUUUUCAAGGAUACGGUUUGUUUUCAAAUUCAUCUUACUAGAGUAGUUAUUCACAAAGUGCUAAAUAUUUGAUAACAAUAUGUAUAAAAUUAUUUAAAUGUGUUGCCCCCUUUAUGUGAGCCAAAAUAUCUUCAGUAGCUUUGCGAAAUAUUCACCAAAAAAAACCCCAGAACAAAUUUCUUUACAUUCCUAUGUACAGACACUGCAAUACAUAGUUGACCUCUCAUUGUGAUCCCACAGGACACACUAGUAGUGACAACAAUAAGUAAUGUUCUCUUCAACCCACAUUUAUUGUGAAAAUAUUGUUUAUGUUUUUCCUUAUGAUGAUCCAAAUGUAUUGUUUGAACAGUACACAUAUGAUGCUGGCCUAUUGGCUGCAGGCACCACAAUCAAGAUGGUGGAUGACAUCCUCCAUUUCAGGCUCUCUAAUGGUUUUGCUAUGAUCAGGUAGGGGAUCAACUUUGCAUUGUAACUUAUAAUUGUUGGCUCAUUGACUUGACUCUGCUAGGUGGCAUUUAUACCUUAUCAUAGUUAUGUUUUCAUGAAGCUAUUCUUUAAUGUUAAAGUAAAUCCAGUGGGAGAUUAUGUCAAUGAAAUUCCCAUAUCAAUUCCAUUUGACAUCAACAAAUAUUCUGACAUCCAUACAUCCUAUUCAUUCUCUGAAGGUUACUAGUUCCCCAUGUAAGCAUCCUCACUGUCCGCCGACACCCAUCACUGAAUUUUUUUCUCUUUCUAGACCACCAGGUCACCAUGCCAUGGAGAAUGAAUUCAAUGGCUACUGCACAUUCAACAAUGUUGCACUGGCGGCACAGAGUGCUCUCAAUAAAGGAGUUGAAAGGUUAGUUUGGUGCAUUAAACUUUAUGUAAUUGACAAAUAAACAUGCCAUCCAUGAAAGGUUGAACUGUAUUAAACAUUUUGUUCUAUUGCAACACUUCUGUUUAUGUAGCAGGUCAGAUAUUUUUGAAACAUGUAAACAUUAAAUCAAAAGGCAAAACAUAUUUGAAAUUUCUACUUUUAUUUGCACCCAGAAUCCUCAUUGUUGACUGGGACGUCCAUCAUGGUCAAGGUAUUCAGAGGAUGUUCUAUGAUGAUCCAAGGUAAAACAAGUUGAACAAUAGAAUCAAUUCACACAAUGUGUUUUAGUUUUCAAAUUAAUUUUUUUUUUUUUUUACAGGAAUGAAUAAAUUUGAUGCUAUUAAGAGUUGCCUGCAAACUUCAAGAUGUUCUUUAUUUUAUUAAUUAAUCUAUUGAAAAAAUAGUGAGCUAAUUAUUUGUAAGGAUUGCAUUGCCAGGAUACUUAAAAUAAAUCUUGCAAUAUAUUGACAACACAUGAACAAAUAACCACUAUCAUUUGAGUAAAUAAUAAUGGCUUUAUUAGUGUAUCACUAGCAAUUAUUACUGUUAUUAGUGUUAUUGCUCAUACCCUUAGAUUAUAAGGUUUGACCACUGUCAAGCCUUUAGGAAGUAACAUACAAAAAAGUGAAGGGUUUCCACAUUCAGGGCAUACGUAUACAUAGUAAAGUUCUUAAAAAAAACAAACUUUUACCUUCUUACUCUAAAGUAGGGGUGUUAAAAUACUCUAUUACUCUAACUGAGAAUCUCUGGCAAUGUUUGUCGAUGGUACUCUGCAACUCUGUCUAUCAACGAAUACACCCUGGCACACCGAAUAUUGAGACACAAACACUUUAUGAAUGACUAGGGUUCUCAUUUAUUCCGUGUUAAGCAGAUCCACCUGGUUACAGUAUCUCCAUAUACCUAACACAGUCUAUCCAAACAACACAGGAGCUGUCACUCAUGAACAUCUCAUGACCAUCUCCUUAAUCAACUCUCUCUCCUUCACUCUCUUUAUUUCACGCCUUAUUUAUUUGUUUAUACACACACUUGUUUAUUAUUCUAUUUUUGUCUUCCAAUGAUCAUUCUGACACAAUAAUAACACUCAUGACACAACUCAAGGACCCCAACAGCAUUCAUGCCAACAACAGUGAUUCCCAUACCUUUGACAUAGGGUACGCCCUGAGCUGUUUUGGAGCACCCUGCUCAAGUUACUUGGAAAACGAAUUAUUGUUUGCAUCAAUGAAAUGUAUUUCAUAUUAAUUUUUUCAGAGUUCUCUACUUCUCAAUCCACCGUUAUGAACAUGGCAGAUUUUGGCCCGAACUCAGGGAAUCAGAUUACGAUCACAUCGGGAAAGAUAAAGGAAAAGGAUUCAAUAUCAACGUUCCACUAAACCAGGUAACAUCUCGUUUUUUUAUGCAGUUAAUACUGCAACUCAUUCCCUCCUGGUAAUUUAUUUGCCAGUGGGAACAUUGCAUUAAUGAAGAACUGCUAUUGCAAUCACUUGAAAAUAAGUGGUCAUUAUCAAUAAAAUUACUUGUAGGACUUUUCCUUUUAAUUAAUCUCUUGUCCAUACUUAUAAUAUACACUGAUUCUUGAAUGCAACAUUGCUCCAUAAUUGUUAAAAAAAAAAAAUAAAAAAAAUAACAAAACUGUAAAUUUGUACAACUAAGUUUUAGAAAGCAAAAAAAAAAAAAAUUAAUCUUUAUGAUUUUGGUAACUUAUCUUUUAUACAUUUUUGCAUCUAUACCUGGAGAAUAAGCUUUGAAAAGAAAAGGCUGAUUACAUUUUUUUGUUGUUCUCAGACUGGGAUGUCAAACAGUGACUACAUGGCAGUGUUCAACCAACUACUCAUGCCCCUGGCCUAUGAGGUAGGCUCUGAUAAUAAAGCAGCUAACUGUAGCAUCUUAAACAUGACAAAAAAAGGUUGAGAGAGUCUGAAACCUAUGGGUUACCUGUCCACCAUGGGGAACUACAAGAAAAAAAAAAAAAAUAAGACCGAGGAAAUCCAGAGAAGCUUGUCCAUUACAUCACUAAAAGUUAAAUCUGCUGGGGUGUGAUAAAGAGAUAUAUAAGCAUUCUGUUAUUGAUAAUUUUGUUAAAUUGAAAUAUUUUAUUUAUUGAAUUUCAAAUGAAUCAUUUAAAUCAUUUUGUGUAACACCUGUGUUUUUUUUAAUAUUUUUUUUACAACCGAGAGCCAAAAUUAUGGUCCUGAGAGAUAAAUAAGCAUUCUGUUAUUGAUAAUUUUGUUAAAUUAAUAUUUAUUUAUUGCAUUUAAAAUGAAAUCAUUUAAAUCUAAUACCUUUUGUGUAACACCCAUGUCUUUUUAUUGUUUUUUUUACAACUGAAAGCCAAACUUCUGGUCUUGAUGAGACUGACAUGAUCAACAAUUGUAAUAAAGCUUUACUAUGGCAUUAAGUCAGGGAAUCACUAGCAACAGUUAUUAACAAGAGUUAAUAUAUAACUUAUAACAUAUUUUGUUCCAGUUCAAUCCUCAGUUAGUCUUGGUUUCAUCAGGAUAUGAUGCAGCUUUAGGCUGCCCAGAGGUAUUAUCUUAACGAUGCUCAAUCAUAGUUGCUGCUUUUUUUAAAAUUUGGUGUUGUGGAGCUGUCCGCAGGGGCUGUAUGGUUAUUACUGGUGGCAUACUUUAGCAGCUGGUAGCAGCAGCCGUAUGGUUAUUACUGGUGGCAUACUUUAGCAGCUGGUAGCAGCAGCCGUAUGGUUAUUACUGGUGCCAUGUUAUAGCAGCUGUUAACAGUGGCCAUAUGGGUGUUACUGGUGGCAUAUUAAAGCAGCUGGCAGCAGUAACCAUCAGUCCCUGUGAGUUACUGUAAACCAAUUUACUUUAAAAUGUAAUUCUUAUUUAUGUUAGCAUCUCAGCAAAGGGAAUAGAUAAUCUCUUGAAAAAGUGUUUUUUUCCAAAAACAUCAAAAUUUUUACUUCCUCAAAAAGAUGUGAAACAUUAAAAUGGUUUACAGUAUUCAAGCUAAGGAAAAUGCUUUUUAAACAUAAGCAGAUCUAUUUCAUAUAUUUUUUUCACUAUGCCCCACAACUCAUACUCAAUUGACCAUAGUAUAUAGUACACAUUUUUGUACUGCUUUACCUCAGGAAAAAGAAAUCAGGGAAAAAUUAAUUUUAGAAGCAUUUUUCAUCGUUCAUAUUGCUUGCUUAAUGUCCUUUUUCAUUGUUUUCUCCUUUUUUCAAUAUUUGUAGCAUUUACAUAGCCUGUUGUUUUAUUUAUCAAUUAAUCUGCUCACAGUUCAGCCCUCAGUUGGUCCUUAUCUCUAAUGGCCUUGACUCAGCUAUUGGAGAUGAAAAGGUAACCUGGGCACUUUGACAUCUGACAAUCAUGUUCUUGCAGGAAUAACUAUGAGCAUAUUUUAUAUCAGGCCACUAACAUAAACUAUGAAAAGCCAUGCAAUCAUUUACUUCUUAUUUGGUAUGGUAGAGAGUAAUAAAUGAUUAGUAAACACUGUUUUGAGCAGAAAUGAUUAGUAAACACUGUUUUGAGCAGAAAUGAUUAGUAAACACUGUUUUGAGCAGAAAUGAUUAGUAAACACUGUUUUGAGCAGAAAUGAUUAGUAAACACUGUUUUGAGCAGAAAUGAUUAGUAAACACUGUUUUGAGCAGAAAUGAUUAGUAAACACUGUUUUGAGAAAUACAUUUUAUUUAAAAAAAAAAAGAUUACUCUAAAAAAAAGAAAAUACUCUAAAAAAAAAUACUCUAAAAAAAAAAAAAAAGAAAUAUAAUGUAUGAUAUGAUUAUGGGAGUUAUUUUAAAAAUUUACAUACUGGUAAUCAAUUCUCUGUGAACCUGUGAGAUCAAUCGUGCAGUUUAGUGUAAUAUCCUUAUUCUACAUAUAACUCAUAUGAACUGAUUAUUUCCCCUUGUAUAUGGUAUACUUGCUGAAAUAAGUGUAGAUACUUCAGUAUUGGUUGCCCACGAUGGUUGGCUGAGGCUAGUUGUUAAUGGGUUUAAAGAUGCUAUAUAAUUAAGGGCCCUCAUUUUGCCAAGACUGCUAACCAUGACAAAGUGAACUCAUAUAUUUUGUUGUUGUGGUGUACCUUCAUUUGUUUUUUUAACUCUAUUAUGCUGGUCAAUAUUAUAUUUUUAAACCAAUAGACAAUGCAAGCACUUCUAAUUUUAGUGUUAUAUAUAUCUAGAAACCAUAUUUUACUCUGCAUAUUUUUUGCGUGCUCUUAUUUCUACAUGCAUGCUUGCAACUCUAAAUAAUUUUAAAAUUCAAACUCAUAAAAACAUUUUCUCAAAUUCAGUAAAUUUAUUUAUUAUUUAUUUGUGUAUUAUUUAUUUCCUAAACCAAGAACAUAAAAUUAUAUAACAUUUCUAAUUUAAAAAAAAUUUAAAUUAAGUCGCAAAUAUUUAAAUUGUAACUCACUAUCAAUUUAAUUUUUUUUAAAUGUAUUAAGUUGACCUAUUGAUUUGUAAAUCAAGAUCCCAAAAAAUGCCACUAAAUUUUAUCCAGAAUCAUUCAGUGUUUAUUAACAAUGUCAUACCACGCAAGUCAUUCCUGGUAACUUUAAAAUAAUUUAUGCAGCUAGGAUUAAGAAUAAUAUACUUAUCCAGACCCAAAUAUUUUCAACAUUGAAUUCCGUACAUGUGCAGGGCUGUUUAAAUUCUGUGCCAUACAAUAGUCCUCAUAACUUUAAUGAGCCAUAGUCAAAAGUAACAUUGAUAUUAACAUCUGUAUGGAAAACUUUUCAUAAGAAAAUUUCAAAUCAGCAAAUUAGUUUAUAGUUUCUGAAAAAAAUAAUCAGUAUGCAGUUUGGGUGUGUUUUUUUUUUCCUUUAAAGUCUCUUUAUUACUUCAUCCAACAUUGUAGGGAGAAAUGCUAAUCACUGCUCCAAUGUAUGCCCACAUGGUACACCAUCUCAGGGCAUUGGCUAAAGGCAGAGUCUGUGUGGCCUUGGAGGUAAGCAGACUGUUAAGUAUUGGCUCCAGGCGUUUCCUUCUUUCUCUUUUUUAACAAUGCCCCCACCCAAAUUGCUUGCCAUCUCUUCACUUCCGUGGUUGACAUACAUUACUAAGGACAUAACCUCUUCCCCAAGAAAACCUUACUUGACUUACGAGUCCACUCCACUUGCCUAUUUAUUUCACUCAUUGCUGAUGAGGAUCAUGGACCUAUUCAAACCUGGGACAUCUUGGUUAAAAUUUAGAUAACUUUAACACAGGGCUAAAAAAGGAGGUGAACAUAAAGGUUAACAAUUUUUCUGAUUGGAUCCAAGUCUUUAUAAGAAUAAAAAUUGUAUAUUUUUUGUUGUUGAUUUUUUAAAUUUUAUUUUCUCUUUUUGUAUAUUUCAUCCCCAGGGAGGCUACUGCAUUAAAUCUCUGUCAGAGGGCUGUGCACUUACUCUUAGGAGUCUGCUGCAAGACCCAUGUCCAUUGAUGCCUGCCACAGUUGAACCAUCUGACAGGUUAGUGGGUAGACAUCUUUUGACAGGCAGUGAGAAAGAUUCAGGAGGGUCACUUUUUAUGACAGGACAUUUCUUUGCUUCCUACAUCUUUUUUUUUUUUUCUCUGUCCUUCAGAUUAAACAAAUUUUAAAAUUUAGAAUUUGUUGACAUGAUCAUUCUGCUGUUAUUAUUAUCUGUGCCAUGCACCCACAGUGGUAGUUUGAGUUGUAUUCCACUGUCAAAAUGUGCAUUACACCCUAGUGGUAAUUUGAGUUGCAUUCCACUGUCUAAAUGUGCCAUACACGCAAAGUGGGAGUAUGAGUUCCAUACCAAUAUUGGUGGAGGGACUGUAAAUAAGUAUAGAUCUUAAUUUGUAAAACACACUAAUAAAAUAAAAUUAACAAAAUGGCUAUGACCACUGUAAACUAGCCAUGUUUAUGAAAGAUCUACCAUAAUUUUGUGUGUAUUGACAAUCAGAUUCUUUUGUCAUUUGAUUUGUCUGAUUUAUUUGUUCCCAGCAUCAUCACCACCAUUCUGAAUCUUGUCAAAGUUCUAUAUCCACAUUGGAAGUGCUUCAAACAUUACCAGAAGUUGGACAAGUCAGAGCAGUGUAAAUUUAAAGAAGUCAACACUACACCACCAGUGUAGGUCUAAUUUAAAAUAUUUUAAUGAUUUCAUUUUUAGUGAAAAAGAACAAUCAUUAACAUUUUUUUGCCCAGUUUCACACUAAGUACAACGUUUGCCUCAUUUUGCUUACUAAGCUUUGCAGUAUCUUGAUUUCUUUUUUUCCAGCUAUUUUUAAUGAAGUAAAUUUUAAUCCAAGUCUUUGUUUCUUUAUGAUAUUCCAAGAAUUAAUCCUAAAAAAAAUUAAAAAACUAAUUUUCAAAGCAUCAUGAGUAAAUAUGUCAUAUGCCUUAUUAUCCUGAAAUGGUCUGUGCCACCACAAGCGACAGUGUUUUUGCCCCCAAAACUGACCGUCCAUGUGUGUGUUUCAGUGAAGGGGUCACGUUCAUGACCCCAGAAAACAGGCCUGAGAAGUUCAUGUUGACUGGCUACUAUCCUGUUCAAUCCGAGGAGAAGAAACAAAAGCUUCUAAACCAGAUUGAUCAGAUCAUCCGUGAAACAAACUUGUCUGUAGCGAAAACAAAGUAGGAUGGGAAUCUCAGAGUAGUCCUUUGUGUUAUAAGUUUAUUCAAAAGAAAAAAUAAAGUAACCUAAUAAUCUGCUUCAAUUAAAUGAAAAUAUGAACCAAUAUUUAACAAAUUGGUAUUUAAAUUUUUAAAAAAAUUGUUUUUUUUAGCAAAGUUUACAAUAGGUUAAAUGCCAUACAGACAUGUAAAAGGAACAGGUCUGAAUCCUUUAUUAACUCAUUAGAACGAGGGAAGUAAAAUUUUAAUUUAAAUAAAAAAAGAAGUUAAUUUCUCUUAAUAUCGCAUUAAAUAACUUUCUCUUUAUUACCAGAUUUUGCUAUACAUAUGAUGCGCAAAUGAAGGCUCAUAAAAACAUAUUCUCUCCGUGAGUAAAAUAAACCAGGCAUACCAAAAUGGUUGCCUUUACUGUUAUUAUCAUCAUACUAAACAUGUCAGCAGACUGUAUCUAUGCUUUCAAUCUAUAUCCAUGUCAUUGCUCUAUAUCCACAUUCACAGUCUAUAUCCAUGUCAUCAGCCUAUAACCAUUUUGUCAGUAUAUAUCCAUGUCAUCAGUCUAUAUCAUAUCUUCAUUCUAUAUCCAUACCAUUAGAAUGUAUCCAUAUCAUCAGCAUACAUAUCCAUGUCAUGAGUCUAUAUCCAUAUCAUGUCUAUCCAUGUCAUCAUUCAUAUCCAUAUCAUCAGUCCGUAUCCAUGCAAAAAGUCUAUACAGCAAUAGCACCACCUUCUUUUUUAAUGAAAUGCUACUGGCAUACAGUUCCCACCCGGAGAGACCUGACAGGAUAGUGAGCAUCCACAAGAAGCUGACUCAAUGGAACCUUCUAGAAAGGGGCCUGGAGGUGCCCGUAAGUGAUAACUUGACAACAUUGGUUGAUUUAAAAUGAUUUAUCAACUAAAUUGUCGAAAAUAUUUUGUUUUUUCUGAUGUAUUAUUCCUCUUUACAAUGCAAGUUUGUAUUCAUAUUGCUUCAGUACAUUAUACAACACCUCAAAAUUUAAAAGGAAGAACACUUUGUUGGCAUAUGUUAAAUGUCAUUCCAAAAGUAAUCCUUUGUCCCCAUAGAAAAUAUUGUUCUUUAAAACACUACUACAAAUAGCAUUGCAGAAAAAAAAUAAAAUAAAGUCAACACACUUGGCAUUUGAAAAUAUAUUUUUAAUAAAAAAGACCAGCCUAGUUCAUAAUAGCUGAUGUUUUGUCUUUCACUGCAGUCGAGGAUGGCCAGAAAGUCAGAGCUGCUUUGGAUCCACACGUUAGUAAUAGUAAUCUAAAUGUUUAAUCAUACAUUUUUAAUUGAAUAUUUUUUAUAUACACUCAUAACUAAUUGGGGUUUUUUUGUUUAUAGAGUGAGAAAACAAGCAAAAAAUUAUUUUAAAGCUUUGCUUUGUUAUUUAUACUGUUGAGCAUUCCAUGACAAUAUGUUCCUUGUGAUUAGUCUGAGAAUGUCUUAAAAGUAAUGAAAAUGCUCAGUGAAAUAAAUAGUGGAACAAGGUGUGUGGAGGCUUGAUAUAACAAAAACAGGACAAUAAAAAGAGAAUAUCUCAGCUUAGAGCUUUCUUUGGCACACAGGACAAAAGACAAUACAAGAAGAAAUAGAAAACAGGUCUAAAACUUUGUUUGGAAUUCGUCAUAACUGCUAUGUUAUUGCUGGAAGUUGGGUUUUCCAAAACAAAAAAAAAUAUGUUCUAUCCAAAAGAUUACAGGAAUUAAAAGAAUUAAUGUAUCAUUACUGUUGAAAAAUAAGACUUUUUAUUGUCCUGUCUUUUUAUUUCAAGCUUCAACAUACCUUGUUCCACUAUUUCCUUCAAACAGCCUGCACACAGUCCUUCAUUUAUACAGUGAUAAAAAGUUGGCUGCCAAUUUUAAACUUUUUCAGAUAUAGGGAAGUUGGUUAACUCUUUCGAUGCGGAACAACGCACACUGCGUUCUUCCGCCAUUCUCAAAAGCACGGACCAACGCGCUGUGCGUUGUUUCAAUAUCAUGUUUCUUUCUUUGCUAUUUCUCGGUUAAACUUUUUAAGAGCUAUUUUUAAAUAAGACUUUUACAUAGAAGAGUGGCACUUCAUUGUUUACAAUCGAAACCAAGGCUUAUUUAUUGUCAAUUGAAGCAUUAUUUUGACGAUUUUCUUCGCAUUUUUUUUUUUUACUGUUGCUAUGGCUACCCUAGGCUCUAGUAGGUAAGUUUCCUAGACGAUUAACAGUUAAAAAAAGCUUUGAAAUUGUUUUAUAAUAUUUCUUUUGACAGCGAAGAUGAUUUAUAUUUAGAUACAUCGCAUGAUUCCGAUGGUAGUAGUUUUAGAGGAAUUGAGUUAUAGAAUUGAAGAUGAGGUAUGCGUAUAUCAUUGGGUUUGGGGAAAAAUGGUUUAGCAUAAAAUGUUUUCACAUUUUAUGGUUCUUUCGUGUAACUUAUUUUUUUUAAACUGUAGAAACUAGUGUACAAAUAUAUAGUCCUUUCAAUUACCUUUCAUUUGAUACUAAGUUUAGUCUUAUAAACCAAAGAAUAAUAUUUAAAAUAUUUUUUAAUAAACCCAACCUCUCACUCUUUUUCCACUCUUCGAAAUAAAUGUACAUUUUUUCGAUGAAAAAAUUCCGCAGCGAAAGAGUUAAAAAUGGCCUAAAGACAAAGCUUAUGUUAAUUAGAGUAACGUUGCUUAAAAGUAUAAUCUUUUCAACUGUUUUGUAAACAAAGAGGUUGGCAACCUGUUGAGGCUUAUCUCUCAAUCUUGCCAUUGUUUGUAUUUUUAAAGCAUAUUUGACGACUGUUUUCACACAGGGAGGAGUACAUCACAGAACUCAAGCAGUCAGAGAAUAUGGAGGAGGAUAGUUUAAACAGUUUCCCCGAAGAGCAAGGAUACAGCUCCAUCUAUGUGAACCAGGUAAGUGGGGGGGGGGGAGGAAGCAUUCCAUCAAAUGGCAGUAGCGUAGGAUCCAUGUCCACAUUUCAGUUUAUUGAGAAGAGAAAACUUUAUUUGUGGAAAAGUUGUGUUAUUUUUUCAUGCUGAUUUCAGAGUUUGACUCUGUUGCAUUCGGCAAAAUAGUUAGAAUGAUAUUAUAGUGCAGUGAUGAUUUUCCAAAUGCUGAUUAUCAUCGGUUACCCAAAAUACCCUUGCUUUUUUAAAAAUUAUAUUUAAUUUUAUGCUAGGAAAAUUGGCAUAUAACAAACUUUGGAAAAUUAAUUCCAAUCCCUGUUGCACAAAUCCAGGUAAAAAGCUAGGUGCUUAUUGUACCAUCAAUGACCAGACUGGGAUAGUGUGAUCUACAAACUUAUUAAUCAUAGAAUACCGCCGUACAAAGAAAAAGUGACUUCUGGUUCUAUUCUAAGGGCCGGUCAACUAUAAGGAAAAAAUUUCAGUCCCGUUUUUGACAUCAAUCAGCUGACCCCGAUAUCCCAUUGAUGAUUAUGGUUCAUAUUACAUUUUAAAAGCGAAGCACCAUGCAUGUAUAAGGGGAGAAUAUUGUAUUCUAUGCACUAACUUAUUUAACGCAACCUUUCUGUGGAAGUAUUCGGUUAUCUCAAAAAUAGGGCAACAGGAAAACCCCGUUCCCGAUUAAGGGGGAUGAUUGAUUUUCUACUGUGUUCUUCUUUUGGUGACAUUAGAUGAAAGGAAAAAAAAAUUGUGAAAUCCAUAAUCAUCAUCAAUCAGAUCCAGUAGCCAUUUGGGCGUUUGCCCUAUUUAUACAGAACAGCAAUGGCAUGUGUACUGAUUAAAUGAAUUAAAUUUAAGUCACAUAAUUCUUCUUCCAACAGAAAUCUUUCUACUCUGCCCUGCUGGCUGCGGGGAGUGUCCUUAACGUUGUUGAGGCUGUUUUAACCGGACAGGUGAGGACAUAGCUUAUGUGACAACUCUGGUUUAAGGGGCAUAGGAUUGGGCCGACAGUUUGCCAGCAAGGUGCUGUGUUAAAGUUAAGUGCUCAUUUAUUGGACAGGUGUUUUUAAAAAUAUGUUUUGUACUGAUCAGACAGGUGUUACUGGUCUUACUGUUCAUUAGCCUGGUUGUUAAUAAGUUUAGUCUGUAGAAUGGUUCAUGCUUCUUACGCUGUGAGGGGAGACUUUUUUUUGAUUUGUGAAUGCAGCUCCCAUACUCUUUUGAUAACUUGUCCUUUGGCUUUAAAAGAGGAGUGUAAAAUAGGUCUUAUCAUAAAGUUCAGUGUUGUGAAGACAGGUGUUAAUAUUAAAUUUAGAGUUAAGGCAGGUGUUAUUAUAAACUUAGUGUUGUUAAGACAUCUUUUACAGUGUUUAGUGUUGCCAAGACAGCUGUUGUAGUGUCAUAAGACUAUAGUGUUGUUAAGACAGGUUUUAGGUUAAAGGUUGUUAAGACAGCUUUUAUAGUGACUAGUAUUGAUUGGGCUGCUGUUUUUAUUAUGUUUUAAUGUAUAUACUACAAAGUGUGAAUUUCUCUAUUUCUACAGGCCCAAAGUGGCAUUGCUAUUGUCAGGUAAAUUCCCUCACUGACUUAGAUCACAUUUAAUUUUGUUUGCUUUUUAAGCUGAAUAGUAGUUUUUAAAGAAACAUAGUAUACACCUACAAAUAUUUGGGGUAACAGAAAGUGGCAUCAUAGCAGUACUACUGGUAUCUGACAGGGAUCUGGGGGAAGGAAAAACUACAGGGUUGUUUCCCUUUAAAUCAGAGUAGAGGAAUGGCUGGAACAACUACAUUUAAAAUCCAUCAUCAUCAUGUCCCUUAGUCCUUGGAUGUUGGGGCGCCACAGAUGACAUGAAAACUAUCCUUCUCCAUUCCUCUUUGUUUCCUGCACUUCGCACAGCAUCACUUAGUUUUAGUCCUGUCCACUCUUUGAUGUUAUCUUCCCAUUUUAAAAUCCUUAGGGCUGCUAAAAAAUAUGUCAGAAAUCAAAACAGUAGCAGAGAAUUACAUUUAUACAGCCAAAGUAUGAGGCAAAAUAAUAUAAAGGUAGCCAAUAGAUAUUUCAUGAGACAAACAUUCCCAGAUAGAGGCUAUGCUUCAUUCACUUAACAUCCAAAGAGACUUUUUAAAUUUACCUCUUUGUUCUAACAAACGGCAUGAUACAUAGUUUAGGAACUAAUUGAGUAAAAUGGUAAUCUGUCAUCUACAUUCUGCCUUGCAUACACAGACCUCCAGGCCACCAUGCUGAGUGCAACAAGGCCAUGGGAUUCUGUUUCUUCAACAAUGUGGCUGUAGCUGCUAAAUUUGCUCAGAAGAACUUCAAUCUUAAAAGGUUUGUGUAGAAGGACAUGUUGGCUUUUUGUUUGCUAUGUCAGUCCAUGCAUAAUAGUUUAUAGUAAAAUAGCAACUCCUCAUUCAACAAUGUUAUCACAGGGUCCUGCAUUUAAUAAACACUUGACUUUCUAGAAUCUCAUGUUAAACAAAUUUAUCACAGUAUUCUUCAUUAAAAAAAACAUUAUGGAGCCUAAUACCUACAAACACAAACCUAUAGUUAAGGACUAAAAUAUUUUGAGCUGCUCUAAAGAUAAGAAAAUGUAAGAGUUAUAGGUCACAUAUUUGCCAUUUAAAAUUACAAUGGUUGCAAAUGUUUCUUUGUUUUUUAAAAUCCAGAAUUUUAAUAGUUGAUUGGGAUGUCCACCAUGGCAAUGCCACGCAGCAUCAGUUUUACAGAGAUCCCAGGUAAUAAAGCUUAUCUUAUGUACAACAUCUCUUCAGUCAGCCUGAUGAGAUGCAAGCAUGAUGAAAGAUUAUUUGUUAAUAGUUUUAAGUCAAGUCUUUUAAAACAUCAUCUUAGUGUGUCCCCAUGUCCACCACGCUGUUUGAUGAUUUUUUUUGUGCAGUUGCAGAAGGGUGGUGAUGGUGUCACAUAAAAAGCCUUUGAAUUUCAUAAUAAAAAACACCUUGUAUGGGUAUAUUACUUUAUGAACAAGCAGAUGUGACAAUCAGAUUCAAAAUGAAAUGAAUUUCUCAUGUUAAAAAGCCAUCAUUAUGUAUUUUCUUUGUGAAAAAUAAAUAUUGUAAACCUUAAAUCUUUUCUUUUAAACAUACAUAAGUAAUAAAAAUCUUUCAUUGAAAUUCAUUGUUUAUUUUAACUUCCUGCUUGAAAUACUAGAAAAUCUUUAAUUGGCCCCUACAAUACCAUAGAUAUAGUCUGGUAAUGCAUUGAAAACUUUCAAUUUAAAUAUUUGAUUAUUUCUUCAGUGUCCUUUACAUUUCCCUACACCGGUUUGACAAUGGGCACUUUUUCCCUGGCCGACAAGAUGCCGGUAUCAAUUACGUUGGUCAGGGACCAGGUGAAGGUUAUAAUGUCAACAUUCCCUGGUGCGGAGUAAGUCUUAAGUCAAUAUUUAUAUGCAGAGCCUUCUAAGUCUCCUCCUAUUGAACUGUAUUAUUUAUAGGACUUUGGAUGACAUUAUGUUUUUAUUUUUUUUUGUACGUGUCUUUGUAAUAAUGGCUUUUGGCUCAUUGUAACCAGAGCAGCAUUAAAUAAAAAAUACAUUCUAGAAUUUUUCAUUUUAUUUUUAAUUUAUUGAAUGGGAAUAUUAAGAAAAGGGUGAAAAUUGAAAGAAAAAAGGUUAAUUUAAAGUGGCACAUAUGAAUGCACAUGGCAAAUAUCUAAAGUUAACUAAAAUUCAAAGUAAUACAAUCUUCAGCCUGCAUAGCUAAACAUUUAGUUGAAAUAAAAUGUAUGGGUACUAAGAUGAUUGUCUUAUGUCUGUCUCUUGCAUGGCUAAACAUCAACACUCUUGUACGAUUAAUGACACUGUUUGCUCAGACUUUUAUCUCAGAUUCUCUUUCUUAUUUACUUGUCCCCAGUCGAGGAUGGGAGACGCUGAGUACAUACUUGCAUUCACACAGAUCAUCAUGCCAAUAGCAUACCAGGUGAGACACCAUGCCAGUCUUGUGUAACAAUAUGUUGGCAAUCCUGUCAGAAUCUCAUCAGGCUUAGUGGGCUACUCUGCGACAGCGUACGCAUAAUGAAAUAAAAAUCCCUGAUGAUUUAAGGGCAUAAAAUUUUCUUUCUGCUACUAUAGCCAUGUCAUGCUUAGCUGUUCACUAAACUUUUUUUUAAUUAGAUACUCUCGUUUUGGCUAUCAUUGCCCAAUGCUUUUAUCAACAUUUAUGUUUUUAUUUUUCCAACAUUUUUUAUGACAUUGUAAAAGCAUAAAGUAUUUCUUACUUUAAAUUUUUCUUUUCUUAAAUUCUUUGCUUCUGUCCUUAAAGUUUUUCUUUUCUUUUUGUUUUUUUUGUGCCAUCAUAGACAUUUCUAAUUUUUACCCUCAAUUGGUAUUUUUAUUAUGUUAGAAUAUAUAGCUUAACAUUUAUAAAAUUAUUUUUUUAAAAGGAAUUUUCUGAUUUUCUAGAUACACUAAUAUAAUCCUUGUUUAGGUUAUGGCAAACUGACCAGUGCUUGUGUUCCAUUUUUGAAUGUAGUUUCCAUUAUGCUUUUUUCUUACAGUAUGCGCCCGAGCUGGUUAUCAUCAGUGCUGGGUUUGAUUCUGCAACUGGUGAUCCAUUGGUUAGUGUAAACUUUGUUGUUUAGUGGCGUUGAUUUGAAAAGUGAACGUUUUCCUUGCCCUUUAAAUAAUACAAUAUGUUCACCCCCCCCCCCUGGGUUUUAUGUGAGCACAUCAUGCCAUUAUAUUGGCUCACUCAACCAAGUUCGCAUGAUUUAUUAUCACGAUUCCUUAAAAUUUCAAAUUAAAUGUACGAUUUGUAAAUAAUAUAUUUUGUUUUGUUUCCUUUCAAGGGAGGCUACUCUGUAACCCCAGCAGGCUAUGCUCACAUGACACACAUGCUGAUGGGACUUGCCAAUGGGAGGGUUGUUCUGGCAUUGGAGGUGAGGGACAUUACAUUAUUCAUUUAGGUUCUACUUUUUGGAAAAAAAACAUUUAUCUUACUUUUGAAUGUCUUCAGUGUCUCUGAACAAGUGGUAUGUAAAGCUUAGGGUCAUGAUCCUUCUGAGAAGUUAAUCCCCUGUUUUUUUUCAAGUAGUUAAGUGUUAAGUCGACAUCAAUAAUAAAAUAUUCCUUCAUAGGGGCUGCACCACCAGAAUUCUGGGCACCACUGAUCUAGAACAUUUUUUGAAAACAUCAAAUAAUUUAUCUACCUGUUUAUUAUAAUAACAGCCUGUUAAAUAAUUGAGACCAUAAUUACUUUGAAUCCUUAUGAAGGUUUUCCAUAAUACAUGCAUAAACUAGCGAUAGCCCGAACAAUUGUGGUUGCAAUGCAUGUACUUACCAUCUGCUUAAGUUACUAAAAUACUUGACAAAACAUCUAUUCAAGUAAUGAACGUGAUAAGAAUCCCCUCGGCCCCUGAACUAUAUUAAUAUUGUAAUGUCCCACCCCUUUUACAACACAGAUUUAUGGCAUCAAAUAUUUCCAUAAAAUGAAAGAAAAAUAUUAUGAACCAACUGCAUUUGGGGUGCUUGUAAGAUGCUCAUUUAGUGUAGGUAUACCAACUGCAUUUGGGGUGCUUGUAAGAUUCUCAUUUAGUGUAGGCAUACCAACUGCAUUUGGGGUGCUUGUAAGAUUCUCAUUUAGUGUAGGCAUACCAACUGCAUUUGGGGUGCUUGUAAGAUAUACCAACUGCAUUUGGGGUGCUUGUAAGAUUCUCAUUUAGUGUAGGCAUACCAACUGCAUUUGGGGUGCUUGUAAGAUUCUCAUUUAGUGUAGGCAUACCAACUGCAUUUGGGGUGCUUGUAAGAUUCUCAUUUAGUGUAGGCAUACCAACUGCAUUUGGGGUGCUUGUAAGAUGCUCAUUUAGUGUAGGCAUACCAACUGCAUUUGGGGUGCUUGUAAGAUUCUCAUUUAGUGUAGGUAUUGGAAAUUUUAUUUUGAACCUCAGCGUUAGUGAUGGACAUUGUAACAUAGAAAAUUAUGGAUUUUGAAGCUUUAAAUAUUAGGCACUAUUGCUCCACUGUUGCCAAUUGUUUCCCCAGGGUGGUUACAACCUGAGGUCAAUAGCAGAGUCUAUGGCUGCCUGCACAUCAGUGCUGUUAGGUGACCAGUGUCCAGCUCUGCCGAGCUUAAACGCAAAUGCCAGGUAG